AUGAAAAUUGCUUCCGGAAUUGUAUUGUGUUUGGCUCUUGCCAUGUCAAGCGCCUUCAAAAUCAGACAAGGAAAUAUUGCCGCUGAUAUUGGUGCUGGUGUUGCAGCUGCCAACCAAGCCAUCACUGACAGUGAAGAAUUCUUCAACGAUGCUGUCCACGGCGCUCAAGCUACUAUGGAGAACUUUGCUGGACAAGCUGUGAAUGGUGCAGGAGCCCUCGCUGGUAUGAUGGCUGGUGGAGCCCCCGCUGGUGGAGCCCCCGCUGGUGGAGCUCCUGCUGAUGGAGCCAGACUUCAGCAGACUGCUGCUGAUGCUGCCAACGUUGCCACUGCUGAUGCUAGCACUCUCGCCACUGAUGCUACUACCGUUGCUACUGAUGCUGCCAACGUAGCUGCCGAUAUCGGAUCUCAGUGGGUCAACACAGCUACUAACUUCCUAGGAGGACUCGCAGGUACCAAUGGUGGUGCAAGACUCCAACAAGGAAACCUCGCUAAUGACAUCAACGCUUUAAACCAAGCCGCUCUCGGUGCUCUUCAUGAUACUAAUCAAGCUUUUGAUGAUGCUCUCGACCAGAGUGAAAUGAUUGCUAACAACGUCAUUUCAACCUCCGAACAAGCUUUCGGAGCUAAUGGAGCCACCGUUGCUAACCCAGACAGACUCCAGCAAGACGCACAGACUGUGGCUGAAGAUGCUACAGAUGUUGCUGAUGAUGUAGCUGAAGCCACUAACGACGGAAUUCAAGCUACAGAUGACUUAACUCAGCAAGGCAUCAGAGCCUUUUACAGAUGGUUCGCUAACAACAAUGGAGGAGAAAGAAGACUUCAAAGAUUGCACUAAAUUGGAGGUUCGAAGUAGUAAUUUAUUGAGAAAACUU
Moneuplotes crassus is the source of this 874-nucleotide messenger RNA. NCBI's taxonomy places the organism in Eukaryota, Ciliophora, Spirotrichea, Euplotida, Euplotidae. The record is from the annotation of a GenBank genome assembly.